AUGUCUGGCCAAUCUUCCGUCGGAGACCGCUCCAUCUACGAAGCUGGUGACCAGCGCAACCCCCCUCUCUCAGAGCUCAAGGAGCGCGCUCGCUACGCCGAGGGCCAGACACACAGCCACCAGAACCUUGACUCCAAGGAUGGUCGUUCCAUCGCCAACAAGCUUGCUUCCCAAGAGCACAAGAGCGACCCCUCGCACCACCACAACGGUGUUCAGAACCAGGAGGCUGAGUUCAGCAAGCAGGACCCUACCAAGCCCGCCCAGCUCCACGGCAAUGCUCCCUCCAAGGGCGCCAAGAUCGACGCCGAGCUCCAGGCUGAGGAUGAGCAGCGCCUUCGCGAGAAGGGCAUCAAGAAAUAA
Messenger RNA from Penicillium antarcticum, 360 nucleotides. RefSeq lists its product as uncharacterized. The transcript has 2 exons. Bases 1 to 360 code for a protein of 119 amino acids. Lineage: Eukaryota; Fungi; Ascomycota; Eurotiomycetes; Eurotiales; Aspergillaceae. The record is from RefSeq and is a predicted model, not a curated record.